CUCUCAGCCCAAGCGGACGGGGGUAAGUCCCUGGCUCUCCCCCCAAGACUCCCCGCGCCCCGCCACUCGGCGGGGCCCCCAUGGCCGCCCCCCAACCCGCCGCACAAACUUUUGGGGGCCAGAAAUCGCUGCUGGGAAGCGGCAGCAUCCGGAGUCCCCCUUCUCCUCGCCACCUUCCCCUGCUCAGCCAAGGAGCCUGAGCUGCUCCCUUCCCCAGCCCCCCCAGCCCCUCUUCGCUCGAUCAUUGCCCCCCUGUGCCCCCCUUACCCCCACUCCAGACCCCCACCAACACCCUCCCCAGCCCCUUAGCUACCUCCUGAGCCCAACAUCUCCCCGGAUCAGGGCUGGGAAGCAGCUGCAAAGAGGAGCCACUUGCCAGCCCAGGGUGUAAGGAAGAGAAGUUUUCAGGAACAUGGCUCGUACCAAGCAAACUGCCCGUAAAUCCACUGGUGGUAAGGCACCUAGGAAGCAGCUCGCUACGAAAGCAGCUCGCAAGAGUGCGCCCUCUACUGGAGGGGUCAAGAAACCUCAUCGCUACAGGCCGGGUACUGUGGCUCUCCGUGAAAUCAGACGUUAUCAGAAGUCUACUGAACUUCUGAUCCGCAAACUUCCCUUCCAGCGUCUGGUGCGUGAAAUUGCUCAGGACUUCAAAACAGAUCUGCGCUUCCAGAGCGCUGCUAUUGGUGCUUUGCAGGAGGCAAGUGAAGCCUACCUGGUUGGCCUGUUUGAAGAUACCAACCUCUGUGCUAUCCAUGCCAAACGUGUCACAAUCAUGCCAAAAGAUAUCCAGCUAGCACGCCGCAUACGUGGAGAGCGUGCUUAAACUCCACUAUGGUGGGUUUGUCCUCAAUACAAAUCUCUUCUUCCUGUUAUUGGUAGUAAUGAACGUUAGAUAUUUUUUUUCCAUGGGGUUAAAAGGUACCUAAGUAUAUGGUUGCAAAUGGAAACAUAGGGGACAGAAUCGGGUAUUGGCAAGUUUUUUUUCCAUUUUCAUUUGUGUGUGGAUUUUUAAUAUAAAUGCGGGGACAUAGAGCAUUAAUGCAGUCAAAAAUGUUUCAGUGAACAAGUUUCAACAAUUCAAGUUUAUAGCAAUUAUAAAUAAACCUGUCAAAUUUUUCUGGACAAUGCCAGCAUUUGGAUUUUUUUAAAACAAGUAAAUUUCUUAUCGAUGGCAAUUAAAUGGUGUUUGUAGCAUUUUUAUCAUACAGUAGAUUCCAUCCAUUCGCUAUACUUUUCUAACUGAGUUGUCCUACAUGCAAGUACAUGUUUUUAAUGUUGUCUGUCUUCUGUGCUGUUCCUGUAAGUUUGCUAUUAAAAUACAUUAAACGACA
This is a messenger RNA of Chelonia mydas (Green sea turtle), 1331 nucleotides long. Its product is annotated as histone H3.3A. Gene Ontology annotation, cellular component: nucleosome. The transcript is spliced from 4 exons. Bases 413 to 823 code for a protein of 136 amino acids. Lineage: Eukaryota; Metazoa; Chordata; Testudines; Cheloniidae. The record is from RefSeq and is a predicted model, not a curated record. Gene Ontology annotation, molecular function: protein heterodimerization activity; structural constituent of chromatin; DNA binding.